Messenger RNA from Kluyveromyces lactis, 1740 nucleotides. RefSeq names its product Gsm1p (gene GSM1). Gene Ontology annotation, cellular component: nucleus. Gene Ontology annotation, molecular function: zinc ion binding; RNA polymerase II transcription regulatory region sequence-specific DNA binding; DNA-binding transcription factor activity, RNA polymerase II-specific. The transcript has a single exon. NCBI's taxonomy places the organism in Eukaryota, Fungi, Ascomycota, Saccharomycetes, Saccharomycetales, Saccharomycetaceae. Bases 1 to 1740 code for a protein of 579 amino acids. The record is from RefSeq and is a predicted model, not a curated record. Gene Ontology annotation, biological process: cellular response to starvation; regulation of DNA-templated transcription.
AUGACGAAGAAACUUACAGCUCAAGAGAAACUGAAUCGAAAACCGAUACCGACAGCUUGUGUGUUUUGCCAUGAGAAGCAUUUACAAUGUGAUCUUGGUAGACCCUGCCAAAACUGCUCGAAGCGUGGGAUUGGUGACACAUGUAGGGAUAAGGAGCGUAAGCCCAGGAAACGCGGACCGCGGAAAGUUAAGAAGGAACGUGAGGUUUCGGCGUCGACAAAGUCAGAGAUAUCUAAUACUAUUAAUCAACAACUGAUCCCCGUUAUUAAUACUGCAACUGCCGUUAGCAAUAGACAAAAUUCGAGUAAAAUAAUAAAGGCCAAGCAAACUGGAGUUUCGACAAAGAAGACGAGGAUCUCCAAGCUAGCUAUGGAUUCUUUACCGUUACAAAUGCCCGUUAUAAAUUCUCCAUCUGAUAUGUUUGGGAAACAGAAGAAAGUUAUGUCGCCAGAGUUGCCGAAGAUUCCCAGUCUCACUCAGUUAUUCAACCCAACUGCAGAGCCCAUUAUCUCGGAUGCCUUGUUGCCAAGUAAUCAGAAUAGUGCAGCCAAUUUACCCUCUCUGGCUGAUAAGACUCCCUUGGAGGAAUUUAAGAAUAAACCACUUUCUGAGCGAGCACCUCAGCAGGGGCCGCAACAACCAGCACAGCAGCUGCUGCCAAUCCCAGAGAAGCUGAAUUCAGAUCAUACGAGCAGCAACAGUAGCACUGGGGAGUUCGGGAGUGUAUGGACUACGGAAGAAUAUACAAAGCUCAAUGAUAUGCUAUCGACACCAAACCUUUCCCGAAAUAACUCAAAGACAUACUUGAAUUCCAAUAUAGCGUGGUCUCCAAGUAACAUGAUGAAAAUGGAUCCUAUCACUGAAUCUCAAAGACCUAUCAAUACUCAGGAACUGCUAAAUCUCACAAGCAAUGGGUUGAAAAGGACGCAUUCCAGGCCGCACAUAUCGUUAGAUCAAAUGGCAAGUGAAUCUAAAAGGCAUUCUGCAAAUGAUACGUCACCGGAAUCUCAAGGUGGUGAAACUGUGGAGAAUUUGAGUCCAUACAGGUUUAGAUUACUGGUUAAGACACCUGAGGACUUGUACAAACAUCAAGCUUUAAUUCAACCGCAUAAUUAUAAGUCAGCUUAUCUGGAACUGUUAAGAUUUUUGAGAUGGAGAUUCAUUAAUUCAGAUAAACCUUCCUCGGGUAAAUCUCAGAGGGAUGGCCCCGAGCAAUUGCAAAAUAUAGCCCACUCUAUUAAAACACAUUAUGCACCAAUAUUCGUUACACUAACUAAUAGUUUAAUUGCUCAAGAUUUAAAAUUACAAGAAAUUAUUCUCCAAAGGGCAUUGUUAGAGUAUGAAAGCAUGGCCAAACUUGUAAAUUGUACCCCAAUGUGUAUAUGGAGAAGGUCAGGGGAGAUAUGCUUUGCUUCUAAUGAAUUUAUAUCCCUUACCGGGUUCAACAAAAAGGAGAUUUUAAACAAACGAAAGUUUAUCAUGGAAUUCAUGGACAAUGAAAGCAUAGUAGAUUACUAUGAUAUAUUCCAUGAGUAUUUGGCAUUUGGUUCAACUCAAAGUGGGCCCUUCAAUUCAUCGACCGGAACUUCUGAUGGUCAGGCUAUUUUUAGCGAAUGUAACCUUUUGUUAAAGAAUGGAUGCUAUCUACGGUGUGCAUGUAUUUGGACAGUUAAAAGAGAUGCAUUUAAUAUUCCAAUGUUAAUAAUGGGCCAGUUCUUACCAAUUUUCGAUAUUGAAUGA